UUUAACAAGAAGAUCAAUGGAGCCGAGUAGCCAAAGAUCUCCCUAAACAGGCAGGUAUAUAAAGAAGCAGUCCUAGCCGUCGGUGAGCGGUGGCGAUGGCCGACGGCUGCUGGUCCUCCAACUCCUCCCUCAAGUCUUCGUCCGGUAACCCUAGUCUCCACCCCGUUUCCAUGGAGUUGUGAACGCCGCUGAGAGUCAGGAUGAGAUCGGCGGCUGGAGAUGAUCCCGAUUCAGGUAGGCACGAGGACUCUGGCGUUGCCGAUCGGGGAGGAGUCGAGGGAAAGUUUGACUCGUUGCAGAAGCUGGCAGGGAAGGAGACUGGGCCUACAGAGGAGGCGGAGUCAGUCGGAGAUUCACAAGGCAAACGGCGGAGGGUGGAGGGUUGUGUGGGGAAGGAGAGAGCGCCGGAGGGCGGUGAAAGUAUGCUGACGGCGGAAGAGGUUGCCUUGGAGGGCAUCACUGUGGGGAAGGAGAGGGCGGCGGAUGGCGGUGAAAGGAUGCUGAACGCAGAGGAAGUCGCCUUGGAGGGUAUCAGUGUGGGGAAAGAGAGGGCGGCGGAGGGCGGUGAAAGGGUGCUGACCGCCGAGGAAGCCGCCUUAGCUGACCGGCCGCUCCCUCCCCGGGAGAUUCCCUACCCCAAAUCUGGCGAUUACAAUGAAGUGGUGGCUUGGAUGCAUGCGACCGAUGCGCUGCAUAGCAACGCCAAUAUCGGAGAUGAUGAUUCUCUUGUGACCCUUCGGAGAACGAAGGUCAGUAACACUAAAUCCGUGGCAUCUGCUGUGAGCUGGGAUGCUAGAGACAUGAUCCUGGACGUGGCCCGCUCCGUUGUGACUGUAUCAGCCACUGAACCUGAUGGAAACACUGAAGAUUCCACUGGCAUCAUCAUUGAGUAUGAUGACGUUGGUAAGUGCGCUAAGAUACUGUGUUCUUCCUGUAUCAUGUGCACCAAGGAGGGCAAGCUGCGGCACCCAAAUCAAAAGGUAUCAGUUCAGCUGUCAAAGGAUACCUUUGUGGAGGCACGUGUGAUAUUCUUCAAUGCACACUAUGGAAUUUCUCUUUUGGUUGUCACUACAGGAUUUCCUCUGGUGGCAGCUUCUUUGGGUUCUAGACCAUGUUAUGGACAGGAUGUGUCUGUUUUGUAUAGAAAUGAUAAUUAUGCCCUGGUUGUCAGACAGGGGUUGAUCCAAUGUUUUGAGAAUCCAUUUCUCGAGAGGAACCAUUACAUGUUUCCGAGCUGUUCUAGUCAUUUGACUUGCAUAGGUGGUCCAGUAAUUAACAACAAUGGCGAGGUCAUCGGCCUGAUUGUCAAGUACAUCCCACAAGCAGCCAUUCUAUCGACAUCUAUAGUGACAAAAUGUAUUCAUAUGUGGAAUCAAUUUGGACGCAUCACACAUCCUAUUCAUCACCUUGAGUUGAAAAGUGUGCGAGUGCUGGAUAUGGUUCACCGAGAUGAGCUUUGGGCCAGCCACAAUAUCAGGAGUGGUUUUAUUGUAGAUCAGGUUUGUCCUUACUCUAUUGCUGAGAAGAUUGGCCUUCGGAGAGGAGAUGUGAUUGAAUUGAUUGACUUGGAUUAUCGUUCUACUGUAGUUGAGCUUGAAGAGUUCCUUCUCAGUCUUUGUUGGGACUUCAUGGAGAAGAAACUUGAUUCAGCCUCCACCAUAGAUAUCAAGAUACGAGUCCAUGAUAUUCGUGCCAAAACAAGUGUGUGCACUAUUUUGCCUAUGGAAGUCAGUGAUGCUGCAGUUCGCUCAUAUUAUUAAGUGCCUCACUGAAGUCUAUGAUCAAGUCCCCUAAAAAAGAAGUCUACGAUCAAGUGGAUGGAGAAUCUUGUCACGACAGACUAGAUAGGUCCAUCUAUGGUUACCAGCUUUGUGGCUCCAUGCUAGUCUCAUUGUAGAUAUUACCUCACCGUAUUAGGACCGCUCUGCCGCAAUAUGCCUUUUAGGUAUAUCACUUGAUGCUAACUUGGACGACUCUUUGUUGAUGAGUGCUUCGCACUGUGAAGUACUGUGUUAAGGUUGAAAAUCUUGUUUAUUAUUUGUGUACUUCAGUCUAAGAUUUGAGUAUGCAUCCAACGAUGCUCAUUGCCAG
Messenger RNA from Lolium perenne, 2091 nucleotides. RefSeq lists its product as uncharacterized. NCBI's taxonomy places the organism in Eukaryota, Viridiplantae, Streptophyta, Magnoliopsida, Poales, Poaceae. The record is from RefSeq and is a predicted model, not a curated record.